CCAGCUGAACGGACGCUACGUCGCGACCUCGCGUCAUAAUAGCGCGGGAUACGACUCGAGACUUACGAGUGAAGUGAAAUAGUGAACUCACAAUCUAAACUAUUUUUUUAUUAAUUUAAUAUCGUAAGUAUAUUCAUUAUAAACUGUUUUUAUUUUGAGUUUUUACAAUCUACUGAACUACAUGAGUAGCUGAAAACUUUUCGUCGAUUUUUUUUUGGUCCUUCUUCAGACCGAGUCAUCACUACAAUAAAAUUACGAAACCGGACGUUGACUACACACUGAGCAAAAUUUAUGAAUCAAAACAAUGUGGACCUAAAACGAAAAUAUUACUCAAAAAUAACAAUGUGCCAUCAACUGUGAAACCCAGUGGUCAUAAACAACGCGCGGCUGGACAAAGGAGUGACAGUGAAAAUGUGUUUAAAAAGAUAAAAAUGGCAAAAAUAAUUAGGAUGUGAAACAUGUUGGAAUGCGUGCGCGGCGCGAGCACAGUGGUACGCGCGCCGGCCGCUCGUGGACACAGCCCGCCGCCACGCGCCCUCCUGCUACUGCUCGCCUUGCUGCAUUGUGCCAGGCUGGCGGUGUGCGGUGGGUCGCUGGGCGCGGCGCUAGUGUGCGCGCGGGCGCCGGGACUGACGGAGCGACAGCGCGCCAUGUGUCGCCAGUCACCUGCUGCUGUCGCCGCCAUUGGAGACGGACUCAGGAUGGCGUACGCGGAGUGUCGGCUGCAGCUGGCGGGGCGGCGGUGGAACUGCUCGGGCGUCGGAGACGGACAUCACUUCGGACACGUCAUGCCCAUGGCUACAAAAGAGGCAGCGUUUACGUAUGCGAUCACGUCGGCGGGUGUGACGCAUGCGCUGAGCGCGGCGUGUGCGCGGGGAGACCUGCCGGCCUGCCAGUGCACCUCCAACCGACGGCGUGGUACGUCAACGUCGGAGCAGUUCGAGUGGGGCGGCUGCGGCGAGGGCGCGUACGGCGCGCGACUGGCGCGGCGCUUCCUGGACGCGCGCGAGCUCGAGCGGGACGCGCGCGCUCUCAUGAACCUCCACAACAACCGCGUCGGCAGGAAGGUGAGCCAGAUAGUGAAGGACCUGGUGCGCCGCGAGUGCAAGUGCCACGGCGUGUCGGGGUCUUGUGCGGUGCGCACGUGUUGGCGCGCGCUGCCGCAGUUCCGCGCCGCGGCGGCCGCGCUGCGCGACCGCUACGACCGCGCCAAGCUCGUCGCGCCGCACCCGCAGCGACACGCGCGGCAACAACCGCCGCAUCACACGCACCUCGUGCUCGUGCGGAGACAGAAGCAGAACCCGGGCGUGGUGCGGGUGCCGCGCAAGUCGGACCUCGUGUUCCUGGAGCCGUCGCCCUCGUACUGCGAGCGAGACGACGCGGUGGGGUCAUUCGGGACACACUCGCGAGUCUGCAACAGAACCUCCAGAGGCGACGACGGGUGCGAGUCGCUGUGUUGCGGGCGCGGGUACAGCACGGUGCGGCGCGUGCUGGAGUCCAAGUGUCGCUGUCGGUUCCACUGGUGCUGCCGCGUCACCUGCGACACAUGCGUCGCGCGCACAGAGACACACGUCUGCAACUGACUAUUGACUAAGUAUUUAUACACGCCACGAGAUUGUGAAUAUUUGUGAUAACGACAUAAUAAUAGAUUGUAAGAAUAAAAUUAUUGUUUUAUCAAAUAAGUCAGUGUGAAUGAACUUGCCUUGUAUUGUACAGCUGUCGAUGUAAAUGUAUGUAAGUGCAGCAGGGCGCGGCGGCCGACGACUCUUCACGUAACAUUACUCGUAACUUGUAACCACCGACACUCACUCACAUUCCCGUCGCCCGCGCCACGCAUUGUCUGUCGAAAAUAUGUCAUUAUGUUACUUAUUGGUCGAUACUUAUAUUUCUAGUGUCGGAACAACUGCCUAAUUAGAUGGUCUAACGAGCCCCAAUUAUUAUCCCAGAAGAAAAGAAAAAUGUUCACUUUCUACUUGAUUUAAAGUCCCCGAAGCAGGCGCUUGAGCCAAGUGCGGCCCUGUUUAUCUGUUUGAUCUGUUUCAAUAGAAAUGGAUGCAAAAUGUUUGUACAACUCCACCAAGUGUCGAAUGGCUUCACCCAAUUGAUGUUUUUUGUUAUUGUGUGAAAUAAACCUUAUGUUGGUAAAUACUACUUAUACUUAACAUAUUCCGUCUGUCAAUGAGUAUCAAGUAUCGACCUGUACACUAGCACCAAUCUCUAACCGAUUGUAUACUUGUGUAGAACUCACUGUUUCCGACUAGUACCUAACUGAUGUCGCUUCAAUGAUGCGUUGUAAAUAAUUUUAUUAAUAGUUAAUAAUUAUGUGACAUUCAUUUUAUUGUACAAUUUAAUACAAAAUCCGUCUGCAACAAUUGAUAGAAUUUUUCGAGCAAUUUAUGUCUUAUAAAUGAUUUAGACACUCGCAGGGCAACGUGUGCUGCCUGCCUUAUGUUAGGGUGCAACUAAAUAGUUCUUUUUAUAAUUUUAUGUAAAUGCUUAUUUAUUAACUGAUUAUUAUUUCUCUAAAUAAAAAUAAAUAUUGCAAUAUCACUUACUAUGCAAAAGAAUUGUUUACUAUCAUUGUGUUAAACUCUAUGAGUUGUUGUAUUGCACCGACACCAUGGUGCGUGUAGUGUGGCGCGCUACGAGAGUGCUUACUUCGAAUGUAUUAUCGAUUCAAUCGCUUUAACGUUAGAGACGAGACAGCGACAGUACAAGAGUGCAAGUGCUGCACAAACCGUAGAUAACGUUAAGGAGAUCGAAUUACUGAACAACUCGCACUACACGCUCUAAAAGUCUAGAGGAAAAGUUUAACUUAUUAAUUGACGACAGUGCCGCGAGGCGACCACUGCCGCGCGCCGAAUAAACCUCUACCACGAA
This is a messenger RNA of Spodoptera litura, 2880 nucleotides long. It is a transcript of the gene Wnt2, whose product is annotated as Wnt oncogene analog 2. The record is from RefSeq and is a predicted model, not a curated record. Gene Ontology annotation, molecular function: cytokine activity; frizzled binding. Gene Ontology annotation, cellular component: extracellular region. NCBI's taxonomy places the organism in Eukaryota, Metazoa, Arthropoda, Insecta, Lepidoptera, Noctuidae. Gene Ontology annotation, biological process: positive regulation of JNK cascade; neuron differentiation; cell fate commitment.